This is a messenger RNA of Trichomonas vaginalis G3, 2988 nucleotides long. RefSeq names its product armadillo (ARM) repeat-containing protein family. NCBI's taxonomy places the organism in Eukaryota, Parabasalia, Trichomonadida, Trichomonadidae. Bases 1 to 2988 code for a protein of 995 amino acids. The record is from RefSeq and is a predicted model, not a curated record. Gene Ontology annotation, cellular component: nucleus; cytoplasm. The transcript has a single exon. Gene Ontology annotation, molecular function: nuclear import signal receptor activity. Gene Ontology annotation, biological process: protein import into nucleus.
AUGGAUCAGCAAGAACUUUCAGAGCUGCUUUUACAAUCAAUCCGACAAGCAAGUCCUGAAAUAAAUCAAAAGCUCCAAAAAUUUACUUUAGACCGUAAUGCGCCAUUUUUUUUACUCAAUAUUAUGCAAGAGAACCCCGGUUCUGUUCUUCAAAAGGCUGCUCUAACAUAUUUAUACAGAUUCCUUAAAGAAAAGAUUGUACAUCUCGAUGAACAAUAUCAAUUACAUAUUCAAAACCUAUUACUCACAAAAUUGAACGCAAAUUUCAAUCAAGAUACAUACCAGCUUAUUGCGGACAACCUCACUUAUCUUUAUGAGCACGAUAUAAAUCAAUAUCCAGGUUUAUUAGAUUUCGUCAGCGAAUGCAUUAAAAAUCCAGAACGCUAUUACUUUGGCAUUUUCUUACUUUCAACACUUAUCGAAAAAUUGAAGAACGAAACAUGCGAAAAAUUUUGGGAAACUUUCAAUAACAUUUCAUUAGAAGCAAUGAACAAAGAUGACGCAUUAACAAUAUACCACGGCUUCCAUAUUUUUGUAAAAUUAGUCUCAAAGAUAGUAGCUACUACAGAUAUUCUUGAAGCAUCAGAAAACCACAUUUCUCGAAUCAACGAGCUACCAGAACUCAUUGGUAUCUCUAGAGAAUCAUAUUCCGUCUCAUUUUGGAACGAUAUCGGUGUUCUUAACCAAGAAAUUUCCGAAGAUUUUCCAAAAUUUGCGAUUUCCAUGAUAGACAAAGCAAUUUCCGUUGCCGAAAAUGGUGAAUACACAACACAGCUACGUGUUGCCUGUCUAGAAAUCUUUUAUACCGCUGAAGAAAUCCCAAUUGACCUUGUCAAGCGAACAAUUGCAGCCUGUUUUGCUGUUUGUGCAGUUUUAAUGAAUGAAGAUGACUCCAUACAAGAAGAUAGGAUCUCAGUCAUCGAAUCAUCCAUGUUCCACUAUCCUGGAGAAGAAAUUUGUAAUUUCAUCAGUGAAUUAAUCAACCAAUACAUAGAUUCAGAUGAUGUCACAUGCCAAGCAACAGCAUUACUUGUGUUUCGUGCUUUCUUCACAAAUGCUGCCAAUUUCGCGUUCAAAAACAUUGGAUAUAUUAUUGAAACUCUUGAAACAGCCGUUACAAUGGAAGACAAGCCAAAACUUCAAGAAGCGGCAUGUAUGGUACUCUCCCAUUUCGACGAAGGCUUCAAAUCAUUGAAUUGUCACUCAGCAAAUUUCAUUCCACCAUUAAUUACUAUUUUGGCCAAUGAAAACUCUGAAUUAACAAUUCACGCAUACCAAGCAUUGGAAGCUAUACUUUCCAAGCUCGAUACACCUGUGGAUAACUUAUUCCAAACAAUUUAUGAAUUGAUAGAAAAAGUGACAGCCGAUAACAUCUCAAAUUUCAUAAAAAUUUUAGCACUUUCUAUUCCAAACACCAGUGAAUUUGAUGACGAAUCUGCCGACAUAGUUAUUGAGCUUAUCAAUGACGUUGUUACCCAACAUUCAAUUGAUGCCAAAGUUUCUUGUUUUGAUUUAGCUAUUCAAUUAAUCAAAGUUGAUGAAGCACAGGUAAUAACAUUGAAUGAAAUGUUAAUACCUGUUGUCGGAGAAGUCAUUCAACAGGUUUUACAACAGGAUAAUCCUGAUCAGGAAAUGUCACUUUUUGAUGAAGCCAUUUCAGCUGUUGAUUAUCUUAGUGGCUUAAUUACAUGUUUAAAGAGAGAAGCCUUAGGAUAUGUACUUGAAUUCAUUGGUCCCAUGUUACAGUUUGUUUCUAAGUUGAGUCUUUCUCGAGAAAGAAUGAGUUUAAUCAAAUCUUCAUUGAGAUGCUUGAGUAGAGUUACAAAAAUAUGGGGCCAAAUCCACGAAGAACUAGAAAUCGAUGACCAAAAAAGAGAAUUAUUAGAUCAAGUGUUCCCUGCUGUUUGUGAUGGAAUAAAGAACUUGAUACAACAAAGUAAACCAAGUCUCCAAAAAACAGCUAUUGAAUGCGCCCUCAAAAUCAGACAUCUUUUGGAUGAUGAAACGAGAUUUGAUUUUUACAAGAAUAUAAUUCAAAUCAUCAAUGAAGAAAGCCAAAGAUUUUUAUUCAUUACUGAUUGUUUCUUCGCAGCAAGUAAGUUUAUAAGAAUGAGUAAUGAAAUGGCUCCAAAUUAUAUUCAACUAGCUGAUGAAGUUUUUGAAAGUGUUUCUUCUGGAAAUAUUCCUUUCUUAGAAGGUAAAAAAUUGAAGGAAUCAGGUGCUGCUUCAUUUGUUUUCCCUGCUUUUUGUACUUUUUGUUCUGCUCUUCUAGAGUUGUCUUCGCCAUCAAGCGAUCAAAUUGUUGAGUACUUAUUGGAAUGGUAUAAUCUUGAUGAUGAACUCGCUCAUUUCGAAGUUUCUAGAGCAUUUAUCGCUCUUUUGGAUGGAAAUGCUGUUUCAGAAGAGAAAACAAAUGAAGUUUUAAGAAGUGUUUUAGAUGAUAUAGAGAAAGCUUCUGAACCUUCUCUUCAACAAAACAUUGUUUAUUUCCUGAAUUUGUUGGUGCAAAGACAUGAAAAUUUAAUCGAAAUUAUCAAAGGUUAUUUAGGACAGAUAAAUGAUUGGUACAAUAAUGCAAAGGGUGAAAAGGUUGGAUACCAAGAUUUACUUGCAAAUAUUGCUUCUUUAUAUCUUUCUUUGGCUGUCAAAGUUGAUCUGGAUAAUUCAUAUUGUUCGGCUGCUUUGGAACAAUUUCCGCCUUAUGAUUAUUCUGAAGCAAAAACAAUGUCAAUGAAUAUUAUUACUUUGUAUAAUAAUGGAAAAUUAGUUGGCGAUUUGGCUAAUGAAACUGCUUAUGCAAUUGCAAGAUUAAUUACUUGGGAUGAUGAAAAGGUCGCAAAGGCCGAUCUCGACCAGGAAAUAAUAGAAGAGUUGAUUGCUAUUUUUAGAAAUAUUGUUAGCCAAAAUCAACAGAUUUUGAAUGAGUUAGAAAGAUUAUACAAAAAAAUGAAACCAAAAAUGAGGAAAUUGAAUAGUGUUUUGAACUAA